Messenger RNA from Penicillium chermesinum, 1944 nucleotides. Its product is annotated as MATE family efflux transporter. Gene Ontology annotation, cellular component: membrane. The record is from RefSeq and is a predicted model, not a curated record. Gene Ontology annotation, biological process: xenobiotic detoxification by transmembrane export across the plasma membrane. Bases 1 to 1944 code for a protein of 647 amino acids. The transcript is spliced from 2 exons. Gene Ontology annotation, molecular function: antiporter activity; xenobiotic transmembrane transporter activity. NCBI's taxonomy places the organism in Eukaryota, Fungi, Ascomycota, Eurotiomycetes, Eurotiales, Aspergillaceae.
AUGGCGCCGCGCAACAUUCGCUCCGCAGAGUCCGCGGAGCACUUAAACCCAUUUGGAGGGUCCUUCACCUCCAGUUCACCGAUAGCGGCAUCGGCGAUCGCGCGCGACCUCGCUCAGUACGAAGACGAGGACUCGAGCAACACCGACGGGGACUCCGAAGCCUCGACACUUCGUCCUGCCAGCAACCAUGCUAAUCCGCAUUCGUUGGCUGGGUCUUAUCGCCGCCCGAGCUAUUUCACCAACGUGAACCACGCCACAGCCAUCCCCGCGGCUGCGAACUAUCAGCCUUUGACUGAGGGCGAACGGCAAAAAGCGAUCAAAGAAGAGCGGGACCUCCUCGGAGAUAACCAUGUCAUCCCAACCGACCAAAGGUCCAAGGGACUGCCGCAUCAAAUUGGCAAUCUGUUUGCUACAUCCCCAGGGCAAGGUCCCUCCAGGCCGUUCGGUGCGGGGAGAGAAUCGCCCAUCAAACCCCCCGGGAUCCAGCCACAGGCCACAGAGUCCACGGCUCUGCUAGGACCUCCCAGUGGGGCGGAAGGCAUGGACCCGGAGGAAAUUGAUCGGAAAUGGGAAGAAGCUGUAAUUGCAGGGUUGAUCAACACGACUUGGAAGCGUGAAGCGAUCGUGAUUGGUCAGUAUUCUGCACCGUUGAUGUUGACAUUCUUGCUGCAGUACUCCUUGACGCUAGCCAGUGUCUUCACAAUUGGCCACUUGGGCAAAGAGGAGCUGGGGGCAGUCAGUUUGGCCAGUAUGACGGUGAGCAUUACUGGGAAUGCCGUGUAUUCUGGUCUUGCGACGAGCUUGGAUACCCUCUGUGCGCAGGCGUACGGUUCAGGGAAGCGCAAGUUGGUGGGCCUACAGAUGCUCCGCAUGGUCUACUUCCUAUGGCUGGUGACUGUUCCUAUCGCUGUGUUAUGGUUCUUCUCUGAGAAUAUUCUCGUGAAGAUUGUGCCAGAAACAGAAGUGGCGCGAAUGGCCGGACUGUACUUGAAGAUUGCGCUCUUAGGAACCCCAGGUUAUGCGUGUUUUGAGAGUGGAAAACGGUACCUGCAGGCGCAGGGCGUCUUCUCUGCCUCGUUGUAUGUUUUGAUCGUCUGCGCUCCAUUCAAUGCUUUCUUGAACUGGUUUCUGGUUUGGAAAAUGCAAUGGGGAUUCAUCGGAGCACCAAUUGCCGUCGCAGUCACGGAGAAUCUUCUCCCGUUAGGUCUCUUCCUAUAUGCCUACUUUGCUGUAGGGUCUCAAUGCUGGUGUGGGUUCACCAGACGGGCAUUUGAUAAUUGGGGCCCAAUGAUUCGCCUCGCCUUACCGGGCUUGCUCAUGGUCGAGGCCGAGUGCCUUGCCUUUGAAGCUUUGACUCUUCUCAGUAGUUAUCUGGGCACGACUGCUCUGGCUGCCCAGUCUGUUCUCUCUACCAUUUCAAGCAUUACAUGGCAGAUUCCCUUCCCACUGUCUAUCGCUGGUAGCACUCGCGUCGCAAACUUGAUUGGUGCUACCUUAGUUGGAGCCGCGAAGACGUCUGCGAAGGUGAGUUUCUGUGGUGCUGUAAUCGUCGGGUUGUUCAACAUGGUCCUUCUCUCGGUUCUGCGAGACUACAUUCCCAUGCUUUUCAGCUCUGAUGCCGACGUCAUUGCGUUGGUGGCCCAAGUCCUACCCCUGUGUGCUGCUUUUCAACUUUUUGAUGCGCUUGCGGCCAAUUGCAACGGUAUUCUCCGUGGAUUGGGCCGUCAAGAAGUCGGUGGCUACAUCCAACUUUUCUGUUACUAUGUUAUCGCGAUGCCUGUCAGCAUUGGCACAACCUUCUGGCUGGGCUGGGGAGUCAUGGGCCUAUGGACUGGAGUGGCCCUGGCUCUUCUGCUUGUAUCGGUCAUCGAAGCGAUUUUCAUCAGCCGGAUUAGCUGGGAGCGGUCAGUGGAGGAGGCGACGCGACGCAAUGAGAUGACUUGA